CCUCGGGGCACUUCCUAGAGCUUUGUCGUAACCACUGGUGGGGUCGAGCGGAGACGCAGGCUAGCCGAGCGUAAGAGCUCUCCUCCUAGAAGGGGCCCUGAGUGGCUUCUCCAGCCAGAGAACUCCGGUCCUCCUGUAGAGUCGAGUGGUGGCGGUGGAGGGACAGUUUGUUUUGCGCACCGAGUGAGGCACACCCGGAAGUGGCUCCGUAGAGGAGCUGCGCCGCUGCUGGGGGCGGCUGCCAGGUACGGGAGGUGGAGGGGACGCCAUGGUGCUCUGGCCUUCUGGCUUCGACUCCUCUGCACGUUAAAAGAUGCUGGAGUCAUAUGUUACUCCAAUUUUAAUGAGCUAUGUGAAUCGCUACAUCAAGAACUUAAAGCCAUCAGAUCUGCAGCUUUCACUAUGGGGUGGAGACGUGGUUCUCAGCAAGCUCGAGUUAAAGUUGGAUGUGCUGGAACAGGAAUUGAAAUUACCAUUCACUUUUUUAAGUGGACAUAUUCACGAGUUGAGGAUCCAUGUACCUUGGACAAAACUGGGUUCAGAACCAGUGGUAAUUACCAUCAACACAAUGGAAUGUAUUUUGAAACUUAAAGAUGGAAUACAGGAUGACCAUGAAAGCUGUGGUUCUAAUUCUACCAACCGUAGUGCUACUGAGAACACAAAAUCAUCAGUAAAACCCCGAAGAAUUCAGCAGGCUGCUCCCACAGAUCCUGCUUUACCCCCAGGUUAUGUGCAGAGUCUGAUUAGACGAGUUGUAAAUAAUGUAAAUAUUGUUAUAAAUAAUCUCAUAUUAAAAUACGUUGAAGAUGAUAUUGUUCUUUCAGUCAACAUCACUUCUGCAGAAUGCUAUACAGUAGGUGAAUUAUGGGAUCGUGCAUUUAUGGAUAUUUCUGCAACUGAUCUGGUGCUGAGAAAGGUUAUCAAUUUUUGCGACUGUACAGUUUGUCUUGAUAAGCGAAAUGCUAGUGGUAAAAUAGAAUUUUACCAGGACCCGUUAUUAUACAAAUGUUCCUUCAGAACUCGUCUGCAUUUUACGUAUGAUAACCUAAAUUCCAAGAUGCCGUCUGUUAUUAAAAUUCAUACCUUAGUAGAGAGUUUGAAACUUUCUAUCACAGAUCAACAACUGCCUAUGUUUAUCCGUGUAAUGCAACUUGGGAUUGCUCUUUACUAUGGAGAAAUAGGCAAUUUUAAAGAUGGGGAAACAGAAGAUCCUACCUGUCACAAUAAAGAUAUGUUAGGAAACGUUACAGGUGCUGAAGAUGAAACAAGAAUAGAUAUGCAGUAUCCUUCUCAGUACAAAGGCCAAGAGUUGUAUUCAGAGCAAGAGGAUGAGCAGCCACAGGGAUGGGUGUCCUGGGCCUGGUCAUUUGUGCCUGCAAUUGUGAGUUAUGAUGAUGGUGAGGAAGACUACCUUGGGAAUGAUCCUGCAUCAACCACCCAUCAGCAAAAAGCACAAACUUUGAAGGAUCCUGUUGUUUCUAUAGGAUUUUAUUGUACAAAGGCAACUGUGACUUUCAAACUCACUGAAAUGCAAGCCGAGAGUAGUUAUUACAGCCCUCAGAAAGUAAAAUCUAAAGAAGUAUUGUGUUGGGAACAAGAAGGAACUACAGUUGAGGCCCUUAUGAUGGGAGAGCCUUUCUUUGAUUGCCAGAUUGGUUUUGUAGGUUGCAGAGCCAUGUGCCUUAAAGGAAUCAUGGGUGUUAAAGAUUUUGAAGAGAAUAUGAGUAGAAGUGAAACCGAAGCCUGUUUCUUCAUUUGUGGUGAAAAUUUGAGUAUGAAAGGUUUGACAUACCUUACAAAUUCAUUGUUUGAUUACCGAAGCCCAGAAAAUAAUGGUACUCGUGCAGAAUUUAUCUUGGAUGCAGCUCAUCAUAAGGAGACAUACACUGAGAUAGCUGGAAUGCAAAGGUUUGGGGCUUUUUACAUGGAUUACCUGUAUACAAUGGAGAAUACUGGUGGCAAAGGUUCUGCAAAUCAACAAGACUUUUCUUCAGGGAAAAGUGAAGAUUUGGGAGUAGUACAGGAGAAGUCUACCAAAAGCCUUGUUAUAGGUCCUCUUGAUUUUCGCUUGGAUAGCAGUGCAGUACAUAGAAUUUUGAAAAUGAUUGUUUGUGCCUUGGAACACGAGUAUGAACCAUAUAGCAGGCUAAAACCAGAUAUUAGAGAUGAAAAUGAAACAAUACUGAAUCCUGAAGAAGUGGCAUCUUUGGAGGAAUAUAUUCCUACUCGACAUACAAGUGUUACUCUCCUUAAAUGUACCUGCACAAUUUUCAUGGCUGAAUUCAACUUGCUGGAUCAUUUGCUACCUGUCAUUAUGGGAGAAAAGAAUUCAAGUAACUUCUUGAAUACUACAAACUUCCAGUCUCUUCGGCCCUUGCCAUCUAUUCAGAUAUUGGUGGAUAAAAUUAAUCUGGAACAUUCUGUGCCGAUGUACGCUGAAGAGUUGGUGCAUGUGGUCAGCAGCCUUACUCAGCCUUCUGAUAAUCUGCUUCAUCAUUGCUAUGCACACUGCUACCUUAAGAUAUUUGGUUUCCAGGCAAGACUGACGUCUUUGGAUUGUAGGGGAUCUUACUGCUUACCUGUACCGAUUAUUCCCUCUUUCAGCACUGCUCUUUAUGGUAAACUUCUGAAACUACCUACAUGCUGGACCAAAAGAUCUCAGAUUGCUAUAACUGAAGGUAUAUUUGAACUUCCAAAUCUCACAGUUCAAGCCACCAGAGCACAGACACUUCUGCUGCAAGCAAUAUAUCAAAGUUGGUGUCAUAUUGGAAAUGUCAGCUCUGCAGCAGUGAAUGAAGCUUUGAUGAAUGAGGUUUUCCCAACUGUAGGUGUGAAAUCUAAGAAUCCCCUGCCAAGUCUUGAGGGCUCAAUCCAGAAUGUUGAAUUGAAGUACUGCAGCACAUCAUUGGUCAAAUGUGCCUCUGGGACCAUGGGAUCAAUAAAAUUUUGUGCCAAAGCCCCAGGUGAUAGUGGAAAAGAGAAGUUGAUUCCAUUGCUUCAGGGUCCUUCUGACACUAAAGACCUUCAUAGCAGCAAGUGGCUCAAUGAGAGUAGAAAGCCAGAAUCUCUCUUAGCUCCAGAUUUGUUAGCCUUCACAGUCCAAGUUCCGCAGUAUAUGGACUACUGCCACAAUUCCGGUGCCGUACUUCUUUGUAGUGUACAAGGACUAGCAGUUAACAUUGACCCAGUCUUAUACACCUGGCUCAUUUAUCAGCCUCAGAAACAAACCAGUAGACAUGUGCAGCAGCAGCCUGUGAUAGCUGUUCCUCUUGUUAUGCCAAUUAGCAGAAGGAAAGAGGACGAGAUGUCUCUUGGAAGUGCGCCCUUGGCAAAGCAACAAUCAUAUCAGGCCUCUGAAUAUGCCAGCAGCCCUAUAAAAACAAAAACAGUAACAGAAUCCAAACCAUUGUCUGUUCCUGUGAAAGCCAUGCUGAAUAUAUCAGAAGGAUGUAGAAGUCCUGAAGAAAAAAUGAAAGAAUUUAUUGGAGUAAUAUGGAAUGCGGUAAAGAGUCUCACACUGCAGCUUGAAGUACAAUCUUGUUGUGUGUUCAUUCCAAAUGAUAGCCUGCCUUCCCCAAGUACGAUUGUAUCUGGUGACAUUCCUGGAACAGUAAGAAGUUGGUACCAUGGACAAAGCAACAUGCCGGGAACGCUUGUCCUCUGUUUGCCUCAAAUAAAGAUUAUUAGUGCUGGCCACAAGUAUAUGGAACCUCUGCAGGAGAUUCCAUUUGUCAUCCCACGACCCAUCCUUGAAGAAGGUGAUGCUUUUCCUUGGACUAUCAGCUUGCAUCAUUUCAGCAUAUAUAGCCUUUUUGGAAAACAAGUGACACUUUGCCUAGUGGAACCUAUGGGUUGCACCUCUACUCUAGCUGUUACAUCUCAAAAACUACUUGCUACAGGACCUGAUACAAGACAUUCAUUUGUCGUUUGUCUCCAUGUUGACCUAGAGUCGCUUGAGAUAAAAUGCUCGACCCUCCAGGUGCAGCUCUUAUAUGAGCUAACUGAUAUCAUGAAUAAGGUCUGGAAUAAGAUUCAGAAGAGAGGUAAUCUCAGUCCUUCUUCAGCCUAUCCAGAGACCAUGGCAGGGCCUAUUCCCAGUUCUCCAGUCAGAAGCAGUGUAGGCACAGCUCCUCCAGAUACCAGCACAUGCAGCCCAUCUGCUGACGUUGGAACUACUACUGAGGGAGAUUCUGUACAAGCAGGUGAUGAUUCACCAUUCUCAGAUUCUGUUACCUUGGAACAAACUACAAGUAACAUUGGUGGAUCCAGUGGACGUGUUAGUCUGUGGAUGCAGUGGGUACUCCCCAAAAUUAGUAUAAAGCUCUUUGCUCCAGAUCCUGAAAAUAAAUGCACAGAGCUUUGUAUGGUCAGUGAACUGGAAGAUCUCAGUGCAUCCAUAGAUGUCCAGGAUGUAUAUACCAAAGUGAAAUGUAAAAUAGAAAGUUUUAAUAUUGAUCACUAUAGAAGCAGGCAAGGGGAAGGUUGGCAGUCAGGACAUUUUGAAGGAGUAUUUCUACAGUGCAAAGAAAAACCUGUGACAACUGCAAAACUUCUAGAUGGCUCUCAUCAGCAGCAUGGAUUUCUCUCUUUGACAUACACAAAAGCUGUAACAAAAAAUGUCCGCCACAAGUUAAUAUCAAGAAAUGAGCGCAGAAGUUUUCAUAAGUUAUCUGAAGGUUUCACGGAUGGUUCCCCUCAUUUUCUUCAUGAAAUUCUUCUUUCAGCACAAGCUUUUGACGUUGUCCUUUGUUUUCCUUUACUUAAUGCCAUUGCAAGUAUAUUUCAAGCAAAACUACCAAGGACCCAAAAAGAGAAAAGAAAAUCUCCUGGUCAGCCCAUGAGGACCCAUACACUGACUUCACGCAAUUUACCCUUGAUUUAUAUCAACACAAGUGUAAUCAGAAUUUUUGUUCCAAAAACAGAAGAAAUGCAGCCAAGUAUUGAAGUUAAUCAGGCAGCAAAAGAAGACACCCUGGUUUUGAAGAUUGGCUCUGUUGCGAUGGCUCCCCAGGCUGACAAUCCCCUUGGCAGAUCUGUCCUCAGGAAAGAUAUUUACCAGAGAGCCUUGAACUUAGGAAUUCUUCGAGACCCUGGAUCAGAAAUUGAAGACAGACAAUACCAAAUAGACCUGCAGUCCAUCAAUAUUGGUACUGCACAAUGGGAUCAACUAAAACCAGAGAAGGAAAGUGGCACAGGAGGAGUGCUAACAGAGAGUGAAAGAAAUUCUCAAAAUCCAGCCCUUGAGUGGAAUAUGGCCAGCAGCAUACGGCGGCAUCAAGAAAGAAGAGCAAUUUUAACUCCCAUUUUAACAGAUUUUUCUGUCCGAAUAACUGGAGCACCUGCCAUCAUUUUCAGCAAAAUAAUUUCUCCAGAAAAUAUGCAUACUGAGGAGAUUUUAGUGUGUGGCCAUUCCUUGGAAGUGAAUAUAACCACAAACCUGGACUUCUUCCUAAGUGUGGCUCAAGUUCAACUCUUACAUCAGUUAAUAGUAGCAAACAUGACUGGACUGCAACCAUCAAGCAAGGCCACAGAGAUCUCUAAGCAAGAACAGAAAAAAAUGGAUACAUUUGAUGGAAGCAUGGCUGAAACCUCAUCUCGGUACAGUGGUGCUCAGGAUAGUGGAAUUGGCAGUGACAGUGUUAAAAUCAGAAUAGUGCAAAUAGAGCAGCACAGUGGUACCAGUCAGCAUCGCAUUGCCCGUCCCUCACGCCAGUCAUCCAUUGUAAAAAAUCUAAAUUUUAUUCCGUUUGACAUAUUUAUUACUGCAAGUAGAAUCUCGCUAAUGACCUAUUCCUGUACAGCCUUACCCAAAUUGAAAUCGCAAGAAGGGAAGGACAACGAAAAAACUGCCAAGAGUUCAUUAAAUCUCCCAGAAGUUGAUUCAGAUGUUGCUAAGCCCAGCCAAGCAUGUAUUUCCACGGUAACAGCAGAAGAUCUCUUAAGCAGCAGCAUAUCUUUUCCUUCAGGGAAAAAAAUAGGGGUCAUCUCUCUUGAAAGUCUUCAUGCAUCCACAAGGUCAUCUGCUAGACAAGCACUGGGUAUUACUAUCGUUCGGCAGCCUGGACGAAGAGGAACUGGUGACUCACAGCUAGAACCUUUUUUGUACUUUAUUGUGUCCCAACCUUCUUUGCUUUUGAGUUGUCACCACAGAAAGCAGCGAGUAGAAAUAUCCAUUUUUGAUGCUGUGCUUAAAGGAGUCGCCUCUGAUUACAAAUGCACAGAUCCUGGGAAGACUCUGCCUGAAGCCCUUGAUUACUGCACAGUUUGGCUGCAGACAGUACCUGGAGAAAUAGACAGCAAAAGUGGUAUUCCACCUUCCCUUGUGAUGCUACAAAUUAAAGAUUUUCUUAAUGGACCAGCAGACAUCAACUUGGAUAUAUCAAAACCUUUGAAAGCACACCUGAGUUUUACCAAGCUGGAUCAGAUAAACCAUUUUUUAAAGAAGAUAAAAAGUGUGCACAGCAAAGAGACUUCAGUCCUGUCAGAUACCAUGCUGAAUAAAGAUGAGCUGCCAGCCUCCAAAUGCUAUCGUGGAAAGUUGUCUAAACUUAAAGUUCAUGGUGAUAGAGCACAAAACAUUCCAUUUAAAGAAAACGUGUGGAGAACUGUUUCCUGCUUUCAAAAAAUUUCUGUCCAUACUACUCAGAUUGUGGUCUCCAUGGAAACUGUCCCCCAUCCUAAUAAACCAUGCCUGUUAGCAUCCUUAUCAACCCUCAAUGGAAGCCUUAAUGUCAAAGCAGCACAAAAAGUACCUGGCAUAAUUCUUGGGUCAUCAUUUCUACUCAGUGUAAAUGAUUUUCUCCUUAAAACAAGUCUCAAAGAAAGAAGUCGAAUUCUGCUAGGACCGUGUUGUGCUACUGCCAAUCUGGAAGCUAAAUGGUGUAAACACAGUGGCAGUCCAGGCCCAGAACAGUCCAUACCAAAAAUAUCCAUUGAUUUAAGAGGAGGUCUGCUACAGGUUUUCUGGGGUCAAGAACAUUUGAAUUGUUUAGUUCUUCUACAUGAAUUACUCAUUGGAUACCUUAACGAGGAGGGAAACUUUGAAGAGCAAGUUUCUGAGGCAGUGCCACAAAUGCCAUCUCCUAUGGAAAAGAAUCUGAUGUUUAAAAGUGAACAAAGCUCAGAUGACCUGCGGACAGGUCUAUUUCAGUAUAUACAAGAUGCUGAACCUUUGAAAAUGCCUGGUGUCUAUGAAGUCUUGUUUUACAAUGAAACUGAAGAUAGCCCAGGGAUGAUGUUAUGGAGAUAUCCAGAACCGAGAGUGCUCACCCUUGUAAGAAUAACUCCUGUGCCCUUCAACACCACAGAAGAUCCAGAUAUUAGCACAGCAGACCUUGGUGAUAUGCUACAGAUUCCUUGUAGUUUGGAAUACUGGGAUGAACUCCAGAAGAUUUUUGUUGCAUUCCGAGAAUUUAGUCUGUCUGAAAGUAAAGUUUGUGAACUGCAAUUGCCAAAUAUCAAUCUUGUGAAUGACCAGAAGAAACUGGUAUCCUCGGAUCUUUGGAGAAUUGUCUUGAACAGCAGUCAAAAUGGAGCUGAUGACCAAAGUUCUGCAAGUGAAUCCGGUUCUCAAAGCGCUUGUGACCAACUUGUAACUCCAACAGCCCUGGCUGCCUGUACCAGAGUCGACUCCUGUUUUACCCCGUGGUUUGUCCCAUCUCUUUGCAUUUCCUUCCAGUUUGCUCACCUGGAGUUCCGUCUUUGUCAUCACCUUGAUCAACUAGGCACAGCUCCACCACAAUACCUACAGCCAUUUAUUUCUGAUAAAAAUAUGCCAUCUGAACUAGAAUACAUGAUUAUUUCCUUCAGAGAACCACACAUCUAUCUUCGACAGUGGAAUAAUAGUUCUGUCUGUCAGGACAUCCGGUUCUCAGCUCAAGCAGACUGUAAACUUCUAGAAUGCAGAAAUGUUACGAUGCAAAGCGUGGUGAAACCCUUCAGCAUCUUUGGACAGAUUGCGGUUUCCAGUGAUGCGGUAGAAAAGUUGCUUGACUGCACCAUCAUAGUUGAGUCUAUAUUUGUAAACUUUGGGCAACAUGUAGUUCAUUCUCUAAACACUGCAAUACAAGCUUGGCAACAGAACAAAUGCCCUGAGGUAGAGGAGUUGGUCUUCAGCCAUUUUGUGAUCUGUAAUGACACACAGGAGACAAUGCGGUUUGGCCAGGUGGAUACUGAUGAAAAUAUUCUGUUGGCGAGUCUCCACAGUCACCAGUACAGCUGGCGCUCUCACAAAUCCCCACAGCUGUUACACAUCUGUAUUGAAGGUUGGGGCAAUUGGCGUUGGUCAGAGCCCUUCAGUGUGGACCAUGCCGGGACUUUUAUUAGAACUAUUCAAUACAAGGGUCGAACUGCUUCACUCAUCAUCAAGGUUCAGCAACUCAGUGGAGUGCAGAAACAGAUUAUCAUCUGUGGAAGACAGAUCAUCUGUAGUUACUUGUCUCAAAGCAUAGAACUAAAAGUCGUUCAGCAUUACAUUGGUCAAGAUGGACAAGCUGUGGUUCGAGAACAUUUUGACUGCCUCACAGCCAAAGAGAAAUUGCCUUCAUACAUACUAGAAAACAGUGAACUGACAGAGUUGUGCGUGAAGGCCAAAGGAGAUGAAGAUUGGUCAAGAGAUGUGUGCCUGGAAUCCAAGACCCCUGAGUAUAGCAUUGUCAUUCAGGUGCCGUCUUCAAACAGUUCCAUUAUUUAUGUCUGGUGCACAGUUUUGACUUUAGAACCCAAUUCUCAAGUGCAGCAACGAAUGAUUGUGUUCAGCCCUCUUUUUAUCAUGAGGAGUCAUCUUCCAGACCCCAUUAUCAUACAUUUGGAGAAAAGGAGUCUGGGAUUGAGUGAAACACAAAUUAUUCCGGGAAAAGGGCAGGAAAAACCACUGCAAAACAUAGAACCUGACCUUGUACAUCACCUGACAUUUCAAGCAAGAGAAGAAGAAGAUCCUUCACAUUGUGCUGUUCCCAUCUCAACAUCCCUCAUUAAGCAAAUAGCCACUAAGAUACACCCUGGAGGCACAGUUAAUCAGAUCCUGGAUGAAUUCUAUGGGCCAGAAAAGUCCCUUCAACCCAUAUGGCCCUAUAAUAAAAAGGAUUCUGACAGGAAUGAACAGCUGAGUCAGUGGGAUAGCCCAAUGCGAGUGAAGCUGUCAGUCUGGAAGCCAUAUGUUAGAACCCUGUUGAUAGAACUUCUACCCUGGGCCCUGCUUAUCAACCAAUCCAAGUGGGACCUCUGGCUAUUUGAAGGAGAGAAGAUUAUUUUACAGGUUCCUGCUGGCAAAAUUAUUAUCCCUCCUAAUUUUCAGGAAGCUUUUCAAAUUGGAAUAUACUGGGCAAAUACAAACACUGUGCACAAGUCAGUAGCAAUUAAACUGGUCCAUAACCUGACAUCUCCAAGGUGGAAAGAUGGAGGUAAUGGUGAAGUUGUGUCAUUGGACGAAGAAGGGUUCGUUGAUGCCGAAAUAAGACUUGGUGCUUUCCCAGGACAUCAGAAGUUAUGUCAGUUCUGCAUUUCCUCCAUGGUACAGCAAGGUAUACAAAUUAUUCAGAUUGAAGACAAGACUACAAUAAUCAAUAAUACACCAUAUCAAAUAUUUUAUAAGCCACAGUUAUCUCUCUCCAAACCCCAUUCUGGAAAGGAGUAUUUUCACGUUCCAGACAGUGCUACUUUCAGCAUUUGCCCAGGUGGUGAGCAGCCUGCUGUGAAAUCCAGCUCUCUUCCUUGCUGGGACUUAAUGCCUGACAUCAGUCAGUCAGCAUUGGAUGCAUCCCUGCUUCAGAAACAGAUCCUGCUGGCCUUUUCUCCUGCUGCAGGUGCCGACAGCUCACAGUGCUGGAGCCUGCCAGCUAUAGUCAGACAAGAGUUUCCCAGACAGAGUGUGGCAGUGCCCUUCGGGAAUUGUAGGGAAAAUGGAUUCUGUACCAGGGCUAUUGCACUGACAUAUCAAGAACAUUUUGGAGUGACUUAUUUAACCCUCUCAGAAGACCCUAGUCCUCGAAUAAUUUUCCACAACAGAUGUCCAGUAACAAUACUUAUAAAGGAAAAUAUUAAAGAUAUUCCGAACUUUGAGGUUUAUUGCAGAAAAAUUCCUUCUGAGUGCUCAAUUCAUCAUGAGCUGUAUCAUCAGAUUUCCAGUUAUCCAGACUGUAAGACCAGAGACUUACUUCCUAGCCUCCUUUUGAGAGUAGAAUUGCUGGAUGAAAUAACAACUGAGUGGAGUGAUGCCGUAGACAUCAAUAGUCAGGGAACACAGGUUGUGUUCCUCACUGGCUUUGGCUAUGUAUAUGUGGACAUUGGCCAUCAGUGUGGCACAGUCUUCAUCACUGUGGCCCCAGAAGGAAAAGCAGGACCUAUUUUAACCAAUACCAACAGAACUUUGGAGAAGACUGUGACAUUUAAAAUGUUCGUCACUCAGUUGAGCCUGGCGGUGUUUGAUGACCUCACCCACCACAAAGCAGCAUCUGAACUUCUGAGACUCACGCUGGACAAUGUUUUCCUCCAAAUGGCCCCAGUGGCUGGUCCCCUCCUCGGGGAAGAGACGGCUGCAGCCGUCUUUCAGCUUUACGGUGUGGAGGUCUACUGUGGGGACCUGCAGUUAGACAACCAGCUGUAUAACAAGUCCAAUUUCCACUUUGCUGUCUUGGUCUGCCAGGGAGAAAAAACAGAACCUACUCAGUGUUCCAAAAUGCAAAGUCUCCUUGUAUCCAGCAAAGAUUUGGAAGAAUAUAAGGAAAAUUGUUUUAUCAGACUUUGCCUCACCUUAACGGAGAGCAAGAGCUUAUUUGAUAUUAAUGAGUUCAGUUUUGAAUUGAAACCUGCCCGGUUAUAUGUGGAAGAUACAUUUGUAUACUACAUCAAAACUUUGUUUGAGACGUACCUUCCUAACAGCAACCUGGCCAGUCACCCCACGAUGGUCUCAGGUGGUAAACAGGUGUUGCCCGUGCAGGUCAGACAGCACGCCAGGGCCUUGGUGAAUCCUGUGAAGUUACGGAAGCUGGUGAUAGAGCCGGUGAAUCUCCUCGUCAGCAUCCACGCCUCUCUCAAGCUGUACAUAGCCUCCGACCACACUCCGCUCUCCUUCUCAGUGUUUGAAAGAGGCCCCAUCUUCACCACGGCCAGGCAGCUCGUCCAUGCCCUGGCGAUGCACUAUGCUGCUGGGGCGCUCUUCAGAGCAGGCUGGGUGGUUGGAUCUCUGGAAAUCCUCGGCAGCCCAGCAAGUUUGGUGCGAAGCAUCGGGAACGGGAUCGCCGACUUCUUCAGGCUUCCGUAUGAGGGGUUGACCCGAGGCCCAGGAGCCUUUGUGAGUGGAGUUUCCAGAGGGACAACAUCAUUUGUAAAGCACAUUUCCAAAGGUACCCUCACCUCCAUCACCAACUUGGCCACAAGCCUGGCCCGGAACAUGGACCGGCUCUCUCUGGAUGAGGAGCACUACAACCGGCAGGAGGAGUGGCGGCGGCAGCUCCCCAAGAGCCUGGGCGAGGGCCUCCGACAGGGCCUGUCCCGGCUGGGCAUCAGCCUGCUCGGUGCAAUUGCUGGUAUAGUCGAUCAGCCAAUGCAAAACUUCCAGAAAACAUCUGAGGCUCAUGCUUCAGCAGGACACAAGGCCAAGGGUGUUAUCUCGGGCGUUGGGAAAGGAAUCAUGGGGGUGUUCACAAAGCCCAUCGGAGGAGCUGCCGAGCUUGUGUCACAGACUGGCUACGGUAUUUUACACGGAGCUGGACUGUCUCAGCUUCCCAAACAGCGCUAUCAGCCACGUGACUUACAUGCUGACCAGGCUCCGAAUAGCCAUGUCAAAUAUGUCUGGAAAAUGCUUCAGCCUCUGGGCAAACCAGAAGUCCACAUGGCCCUGGAUGUGAUUCUGGUGAGGGGCUCAGGCCAGGAGCAUGAAGGGUGCUUGCUGCUGACGUCAGAAGUGCUCUUCGUGGUGAGUAUCAGCGAGGACACACAGCAGCAGGCCUUCCCCAUCACGGAGAUCGACUGUGCACAGGACAGCGAGCAAAACAACCUGCUCAUCAUACAGCUCAAGCAGCCAAGAGUGGCAUGUGACGUGGAGGUGGAUGGAGUCCGAGAGAGACUGUCAGAACAACAGUACAACAGACUUGUGGACUACAUCACAAAGACAUCUUGUCACCUGGCCCCCAGCUGUUCUUCCAUGCAGACACCAUGCCCUGUGGUGGCCGUGGAACCUCUCCCCUCCGCUGUGAAAACAUACCAUUACAUGGUUGAUCCACAUUUUGCUCAAGUCUUCAUUAGUAAAUUUACCAUGGUGAAAAAUAAAGCCCUGAGGAAAGGGUUCCCUUGAGUCCCCUCUGAGGUGUUGAUUCCUGCUUGUGCAACUUAACUUAUUUUUGAGAGAAACCUAACUAGCUCUAACGUCUAACAUGGACAGAAGGCCUUCUGUAUAGUAAUUCUUUAGCCUCUUCUAAAAUUCAGAUUCUUCUUUCUCCCUAUAACGAAGAAGAAAAUUUUAAAUAGAGUGAUAAAAAACUUGUGUCUUUCCUAUUUGGGGAAUAGUGAUUGAUUAAUAGAAUCCUAUAUGUUGUAGUCCUAUCACACAUAGAAAAUGCAUUCCUUUUUGCUCUAUAUUUGCUAACAUUUCAACUACAAUUAGGAUCUGUUAACUCGGCUCUAACGCAAAAUGUGGUCAAGGCCUUAGAAUGGAGAGACAGAGUAAAACUUCAUUCCCAGGUAUACCUGUUUUUAGGCUGAGACACCGUCUUUGCCUAAUAAAUACCCUUGUCUGCAAAGGUCUGGGUUCUUUAAAUGAAAUUAAAUGUUUAGGAUUUUAUUGUUUAACCAGUUAAAUUUGUUACUUAAAUGGGAUGCUAUUCUUUAAGUCAAAGCUGCUAUGUAUAUUCCUACUUUCAAGUCUGUGUUUUACUGAAAUUUACAGAACAUUCUGAUGACUGUCCAGGUACGUUUUGGAAAAAAUGUUUUUCCAGUUUAGAUUUUACUAGGCAAGCUUGGAAUAAAUCUUUUGUGUCUACUGAUGAAACAAACCCAAAGUGCUCAGGUGAGUUUCUUUAGUUUCAUAAACAAAA
This is a messenger RNA of Ceratotherium simum simum (southern white rhinoceros), 13031 nucleotides long. The record is from RefSeq and is a predicted model, not a curated record. Lineage: Eukaryota; Metazoa; Chordata; Mammalia; Perissodactyla; Rhinocerotidae.